This is a messenger RNA of Acyrthosiphon pisum (pea aphid), 1346 nucleotides long. Its product is annotated as WD repeat domain phosphoinositide-interacting protein 4. Gene Ontology annotation, molecular function: protein binding. Bases 186 to 1211 code for a protein of 341 amino acids. NCBI's taxonomy places the organism in Eukaryota, Metazoa, Arthropoda, Insecta, Hemiptera, Aphididae. The record is from RefSeq and is a predicted model, not a curated record. The transcript is spliced from 8 exons.
AGUACGUGCCACUGUGCCAGUGCCCAGUACUCAGUUGUUGUAGUACCACAACUACUGAAUUACGUCUGUACGUUUAUUGUAUAAUGUACACUGUGGUCUGUACACUGUGGUGAUUACGAUUUACGAUUACACGACUUACGUGCUUGGUCGACCGUUCGUGUAAAGACUAUAAAAGCUAUACAAACAUGAAUGAAAAAGGCAUUAUCAGUUUGAGUUUCAACCAAGAUCAUACUUUUUUUGCCUGCUGCACCGAAACUGGUGUUAGAAUUUACAAUGUUGAACCCCUGUCGCUGAGAGAGAGGUUUGAUUUAGGCGGUGUAUCGAAAUGCGAAAUGCUGAACUCAUCCAAUUUCAUCGCCAUAGUUUCUGGUGGAAAAUAUCCAAAAUAUUGUCAGAACACUGUACUAGUCUAUGAUGCUGUAUUGGAAAAAUUUGUGAUGGAAGUUAUUUGUGCUUCCAGUGUAAAAUCUGUGCUAAUGAGGAGAAACAAGAUGAUAGUUGUAACUAUGGAUAAAAUAUCUGUUUUUACUUUUCCUACGGUCAUUAAGCACAUAAUUAAUUUGGAAACCCGUCCAAACCCGAUGGGAUUGUGUGAAAUCACUCCCUUAGAAACGUCUACAAAACAAAUCAUUGCAUAUCCUGGGAAUAAAAUUGGAAGCGUUCAUAUUAUGGAUGUUUCAAAUUUGGAAGCAACAAGUUCUAGUGCCCCGGCAAUACUCAAUGCUCACCAGGGAGAGAUUUCUUGCUUGGCUAUAAAUCGACUCGGUACACUUGUAGCUAGUGCAAGUGCCAAAGGAACCUUAAUCAGAAUCUGGGAUACUUGUCAUAAAGUCAAAGUUGCUGAACUAAGACGUGGGUCAGAUACAGCAACAUUAUACUGCAUAAACUUCAGUCCAAAUUCAGAAUUUUUAUGCUGCUCAAGUGACAAGGGCACAAUUCAUAUAUUUGCAGUGAUAGAAUCUGAUUUAAAUCGUCGAUCUAGUCUAUCGCCGUUCAGUUUUUUCAGUUCCUAUUGUCAAUCACAGUGGGCUUUAGCCACUUUUACAGUGCCUCCAGAAGUCGGCUGUAUUUGCACUUUUUUGACUUUAGAUACUGUUGCUGCUAUCUGCCUUGAUGGUACUUAUCAUAAGUUUGCAUUUUCCAAAGAUGGUACUAGCAGACGCAAAUCGUACCAAAUAUAUUUACACAAUUGUGAAGAUGAUGAAUUUUAAAUUAAUUUUUUUAUCCAGACUUUCCAUAAUAUUUAUUUAUUGUAAGUUAGUCCAGAGUCCUGAAUAAUUUUAAUAUAAAUUUAAGUGACAAUCUUAUAAAAAUAAAGAUUAUACUAUAUUAUGAUAAACAUAUAA